Molecule: messenger RNA, 2730 nt
Organism: Paralichthys olivaceus (Japanese flounder)
Lineage: Eukaryota; Metazoa; Chordata; Actinopteri; Pleuronectiformes; Paralichthyidae
Gene: arrdc2
Product: arrestin domain containing 2
Biological process (GO): protein transport
Cellular component (GO): plasma membrane; cytoplasm
Source: RefSeq, a predicted model, not a curated record
GCCCACUUCGGCGUGCUGCAAAUAGGGCUGCGGACCUCGCAGAGCGCAGCACUCCAAACUUUACCAGGAGAAGUGAGCGCACCUGGAGACUUUAACUCACUGAGGAAGAAGAGGUGAAGAAACUUCUCUGAGGACAAAACAAACCAAACAACAAUGAUUUUCGACAAGUUGAGAAAGUUGGACAUCGUGUUCGAUUCCCCGGAACUGGACUGUCCCCCGGUGUUCAGCAGCGGGGACGUAGUGUCGGGCCGGGUGUUGCUGGAGCUGUCCAGGGAGAGCCAGCUGGACUCGCUGAAGCUCCACGCCGAGGGCUUCGCCAAAGUGCACUGGACCGAGUCCCGGUCCGCGGGCUCCAGCACCGCCUACACGCAGAACUACAGCGACGAGGUGGAGUACCUGAACCGCAGAGAGGUGCUGCUGCAGGCAGAUAAUGGUGAAGUAACCGUCCUUCCCGCUGGCAGACAUGAAUUUCCAUUUAGCUUCCAGCUGCCAGAGGAGACGCUGGUCACCUCCUUUGAAGGGAAACAUGGCAGCAUCCGUUACUGGGUCAAAGUGAAGCUACACAGGCCAUGGGCAGCUGUCAAGAAGAUCAAGAAGGAGUUCACUGUCAUUGAGCCAAUUGACAUCAACACACCAGCCCUACUGGCGCCACAGGCUGGAACCAAGGAUAAGAUGGCCCGGGCAUGGUAUCGUAACUUUGGACAGGUGUCAGUGACGGCAAAGAUCGACCGCAAAGGCUACACACCAGGUGAGGUGAUACCCGUCUUCGCGGAGUUCGACAACUCUACCUCCAGAUCAAUUGUGCCCAAAGCCUACAUCACUCAGACACAAUCGUUCAUCGCCCGCGGCACGAAGAAACAGAAGCACUCGGUGGUGGCCACAUUGUCUGGCGACAUUGUGGGUGCCAGGUGCCGGGAAACUUGGCACGGACGCGCCAUCAAAAUCCCUCCUGUGGGGCCCUCCAUCCUGCAGUGCCGCAUCAUCAAAGUGGAGUACAUGCUCAAGGUUUGUGUCGAUGUUCCUGGAACGUCAAAGCUGUGUCUGGAGCUGCCACUGGUCAUGGGCACCAUCCCCCUCCAUCCCUUCGGGAGUCGGACCUCAAGCGUCAGCAGCCAGUACAGCGUCAACCUGGAGUGGCUGCGAAUGGCCAUCCCAGAGCAGCCUGAGCCUCCUCCAGAUUACAGCUCUGUGGUGACAGAGGAGGAGGCCGAGCACUGCAACAACAACACGGUGGUCUCAGAGCUGGCCGACGACCUGAGUGGGAUCCUGGAGCGCCCCCUCAUGGCUUUUGUCCAAGAGUUUCGCUUCCGACCUCCGCCAGUGUACUGCGAGAUUGACCCCAACCCUCAGCCCAUCAACAUGAGACCUCGCUGCAUGACGUGUUGAACCAUAAGCACUGCCUUAAAGUCAAGCGACUGAAAUGAAUCAAAUGAAUCAAGAGAUUUGUCUUCGCCUGGAUUACUUCUCUCUGACAUAUGGUACCUGGUCCCACCAAGCAUUGUGGUGACGGACUGAGGCUCCUCGGAGACGUCAGGAGAGAAGGAGCUCACAGGACCCGGCUGUCGGUGGAGGAGCUGCCACUUUGUUUCCUGUUCAUAAAGUAAAGUGGACGCUUUCCUGAUCUAUCGAGGGGUCAGGAAGCACAAGUCCUCCACAUCAGUUCCUGUCCUCCCCCAAGUGAUUUUUUUUUGGCUCAAAACAAAGCGAGCUGCAAAUACCUCCCAAUCAACGAUUCCCUCACAUGAAGAGAUUUUUGAGAUUUAAGGGACACAUUGGGGGGGAAAGAUCACUUGAUAUUUGUCAGGUGGAGAGUUGGAGUUGCAACAGAUGUUGAAAGAAAUCGCUCUUGAUAAGUUGACAAAGUGUCAUCUUUGAGUGGCGUAAAGAAAGAAGUGCAAUUAUUGUCUUCAGCUUCCACUCCCCUCUGCCUGGCAACACAGUAGAUUUAAUCAACGCACAUUGCUAUCUAUGCAUUGUGUGACUGAACAGAAGUGUGCCUGUAAUGAUUUCUACUGUUAUUUAGGCACAUACUGUAUCUGAAGGUGUGACGGUGGACAGACGAUGACGUUUUCUAUGCAUGCAGGUAACAAUAUGUAAAAGGGAAAAAUACGUAUGCCUUAACUAUCUGCAGUAGGAGAUUGCAUGAGAGUUUCAGGGAGUCGUUCUCUCAUAGUUAAAUAGAACUUAAGGUUUACUGAAAGAACAAAAAAGGUUGGAUUGUAUGUGGAUGAAUUCCAAGAGCAGUGUUGUGUAUUUGUAAAGCCUUAAGGCACUGAAGUGUCAGCUAGCUGUGGUUGAUGGUGUUAACACAGUUAAAUUAAAAGAAGUAGGAAAACACAAUUUGUGUGUGAAGCUGCACAAGGCUCAUAGAUUAGCUCUCUCAGCUGCUAAACAAAAGGAAGAGACCUCUGCGCUGUGUGGCCUGAAGCAUAUAUGGGACCCAGGUGCCUUGUUGCUGCGGUGCUCCGUCAGGCUCAGGUACAGUGCAACACUCUGCUCCAGCGGAGCCUUAAGCUAGAGAUGCCACUGAAGUGUAUGGACAUUCCAAAUAGACUCGAGGAUUAUGUUUUUCUCCUCAACUUCCAAAAAAACUGGUCUUCAGGGUCAGCUGUGCGACUUCCUUGGCACGCACUGAAAAACCGAAUGUAUUUUUAUACAAAUGCAGUUGUUGAUUUGUAAUCUUGCCAAAGUUUUGUAUUUGUUUUUUCUAAUAAAAACUCUUUUAAUGGA